This is a messenger RNA of Ixodes scapularis (black-legged tick), 822 nucleotides long. RefSeq lists its product as uncharacterized. The coding region runs from base 1 to 822 and encodes 273 amino acids. The transcript has a single exon. Lineage: Eukaryota; Metazoa; Arthropoda; Arachnida; Ixodida; Ixodidae. The record is from RefSeq and is a predicted model, not a curated record.
AUGCUGUAUGAUUGUUGGUACGUUGUAACGUUGGGCUGUAAAUUGCGACUGUUACUCUCAGGAGACGUAGAGGAAAACCCUGGGCGUGACGAAAAUGUCGAAGAAUUGCUUCGUCAGAUAUUGGCUAAUCAAAGUGGCAUUGCCGAGGACAUUAAGGAAAUUAGAUCAAACCUAGAGAAUAUGAAAGCUAACCAGUCACGUCUCGAGAAUAGCAUAAGGGAGAUUAACAAAACAAUCAAUACACUUGAAAACACAAUGAAAACAGUACAAGGCCUGAAUGAAAACGUGAUAGCAAUUAACAAGAAGAUUCAAAGUCUAGAAGAAACGAUACAACAUCAAAACGAUCGACUGAUUGACUUCGAAACUCGAAGCCGUAGAAACAACCUGAUAAUAUACGGACUGCCAGAAGAAGAUAAAGAGAGCGAAGAUGAUUUGAAACGGAAGGUGAUAAAAGAAUUGUUUGACGUUAACCUUGGUGUUCAAGUCAUGCCUCUCGAGCGGAUUCACAGAUUAGGAUACAAACAAAACGAAUCAUGCCGGCCAGUUAUCAUGAAGCUGUUUAACUGCGUCGAAAAGCUGUCCGUGUUGAAGAACUGCAAAAAGUUGAAAGGAACGACUAUCAGUGUUAGCAGCGAUUAUGCCAAGGAAACCAGAGAGAAAAAAAAAAAAAAGCUAUGGAACAGCGCUUUGACGAACAGGGCGGAUGGGGAUGACGUGUUUCUAGUCCACUAUAAACUUAAAAUCAAUAAUCAGACAUAUGAAUGGGACCUGAAGGAGCAUCAACGCGUACUUGUAAGAAACCGCAGUGCACGAGGUAAGUGA